Messenger RNA from Cotesia congregata, 864 nucleotides. Lineage: Eukaryota; Metazoa; Arthropoda; Insecta; Hymenoptera; Braconidae. The record is from the annotation of a GenBank genome assembly.
AUGUCGACAAAAAUGGACCCAGCGUUGCUGCAGCAACGCGAACUGUUUAAAAAACGCGCAAUUGCUACUCCAACCGUAGAAAAAAAGAAACGUGAAAAAGAAACAGAGCGCGAUGAUGCAGUGCUAAAAAAGCCAAAGGUUUCCUCCUCGUCGAGUGCUUCCAAGAUUGACACCACUAGUUAUAAAACUACUACUGGAAGUUCUCAGUAUAAAUUUUCAGUAUUAGCCAAGAUUGUUAAGCAUUUAAAAACUAAGUACCAGGAAAACGAUGAUUACCCGCUCUCGCUUGAUGAAAUUUUAGAUGAAACGAAUCAACUUGACGUAGGAUCUAAAGUAAAACAAUGGUUACAAACAGAAGCACUAGCUCAAAAUCCAAAAAUUGAAAUGUUGCAAGAUGGUCGAUUUAUUUUCAAGCCAACGUACAAAAUAAAAGACAGAAAAUCAUUGUUGAAACUUCUCAAACAACAAGAUUUAAAAGGACUAGGUGGUAUUUUAUUGGAUGACAUUCAAGAGAGCUUACCUCAAUGUGAAAAAUAUUUCAAGAAUUUACAAAAUGAAAUAAUAGUUGUUCAAAGACCAUUGGACAAGAAAAAAGUGAUAUUUUACCAUGACAAAAUGGAUAAUAUACAAAUAGACGAAGAUUUUCAAAAACUAUGGCGCUCUGUCCCGGUUGAUGCGAUAGACGAUCAGAAAAUAGACGAGCACCUGGAAAAACAAGGUAUCGCGAAGCUGAGUGAUCACGGACUGAAGAAAGCACCUCCUAUCAAACGAAAGAAAGCAGCGAAUAAACGGAAACAUCUUAAAAAGCCACGCGACAACGAACACAUGGCAGAUCUUUUAGAGACGUAUGGAGACGAUAAGUAG